Molecule: messenger RNA, 298 nt
Organism: Linum tenue
Lineage: Eukaryota; Viridiplantae; Streptophyta; Magnoliopsida; Malpighiales; Linaceae
Source: the annotation of a GenBank genome assembly
UCUAAUAUCCUUAUUCGUCGAUUUGGUUCAUCACUUCCUAAUCUCCUGUUGUUUUAUAAUAGCAUGGGGAAUUUAUUGAUAAAGACAACUUCUACCAGAAUGACCAAUUACCAUCAGCAUAACCUCAGGUGCUUCCACCCCAGAUAAGGUGGUAGAGGAUGUUCUUAAGAAAGUUUUCGAGAUCAAGCGCCAAGAAGCCCUGCAGGUGGCAUAGACGUAGAUGCUUCGUUGUAAAUAUAUAUUCUGCGUCAUGGGAACACGAGUUAAUUUCAUUGGCAAGUUAUUUUUGUUGUACUAC